Messenger RNA from Sorex araneus (European shrew), 12164 nucleotides. RefSeq names its product ring finger and CCCH-type domains 2 (gene RC3H2). Gene Ontology annotation, molecular function: metal ion binding. Bases 260 to 3823 code for a protein of 1187 amino acids. The record is from RefSeq and is a predicted model, not a curated record. Lineage: Eukaryota; Metazoa; Chordata; Mammalia; Eulipotyphla; Soricidae. The transcript is spliced from 21 exons.
GGAGGAGGAGGAGGCCCCGUCGCGGCCUCCGCCGCCGCCAACGGGGCUGUCCCUGUAGCUCCCGAUGGAGUUUGAGGUCGCGAAACCGCCGCCGAGCGCUGCCCCGGCGAGACGAGGCGCCUCCGUCGCCGAGCCGCGCCGUCGCGGGGCUCCCGGGAGCGGCCCUUAGCGACCCCGCCCGGGCCCCCUCAGCUUACAAAACACUACACUGCAAAAUAAUGAUCUGCUAGACUGCUAACCUGAGCAUCCACCUUCCAUAAUGCCUGUGCAGGCAGCUCAGUGGACAGAAUUUCUGUCCUGUCCAAUCUGCUAUAAUGAAUUUGAUGAGAAUGUGCAUAAACCCAUCAGCUUAGGUUGUUCACACACUGUUUGCAAGACCUGCUUAAAUAAACUUCACCGGAAAGCUUGUCCUUUCGACCAAACUGCCAUCAACACAGACAUCGAUGUGCUUCCUGUGAACUUUGCACUUCUCCAGUUAGUUGGAGCCCAGGUACCAGAUCAUCAGUCGAUAAAGUUAAGUAAUCUAGGUGAGAACAAACAUUAUGAGAUUGCAAAAAAAUGUGUUGAGGAUUUGGCACUCUACUUAAAACCACUAAGUGGAGGUAAAGGUGUAGCUAGUUUGAACCAGAGUGCACUGAGCCGUCCAAUGCAAAGGAAAUUGGUGACACUUGUAAAUUGUCAACUGGUGGAGGAAGAAGGUCGUGUAAGAGCCAUGCGAGCAGCCCGUUCCCUUGGAGAGAGAACUGUAACGGAACUGAUAUUACAGCACCAGAACCCUCAGCAGUUGUCUGCCAACCUAUGGGCUGCUGUCAGGGCUCGAGGAUGCCAGUUUCUAGGGCCAGCUAUGCAAGAAGAGGCCUUGAAGUUGGUGUUGCUGGCAUUAGAAGAUGGUUCUGCUCUCUCAAGGAAAGUUCUGGUACUUUUUGUUGUACAAAGACUAGAACCAAGAUUUCCUCAGGCAUCAAAAACAAGUAUUGGUCAUGUUGUGCAACUACUGUAUCGAGCUUCUUGUUUUAAGGUCACCAAAAGGGAUGAAGAUUCUUCUCUGAUGCAGCUAAAGGAGGAAUUUCGAAGUUAUGAGGCAUUACGCAGAGAACAUGAUGCCCAGAUUGUUCAUAUUGCUAUGGAAGCAGGACUCCGCAUUUCACCUGAACAGUGGUCCUCACUUCUUUAUGGUGACCUGGCACAUAAAUCACACAUGCAGUCUAUCAUUGAUAAGCUGCAAUCUCCAGAAUCAUUUGCAAAGAGUGUCCAGGAAUUGACAAUUGUUUUGCAACGGACAGGUGACCCAGCUAACUUAAAUAGACUGAGGCCUCAUUUAGAACUUCUUGCAAAUAUAGACCCUAAUCCAGAUGCUGUUUCACCAACUUGGGAGCAGCUAGAGAAUGCGAUGGUAGCUGUUAAAACAGUGGUUCAUGGCCUUGUGGAUUUCAUACAGAAUUACAGUAGAAAAGGCCAUGAAACACCUCAGCCUCAGCCAAACAGCAAAUAUAAAACUAGCAUGUGCCGAGAUCUGCGACAGCAAGGAGGGUGUCCACGAGGAACAAAUUGUACUUUUGCCCAUUCUCAGGAAGAACUUGAAAAGUAUCGAUUAAGGAACAAAAAGAUCAAUGCGACUGUAAGAACAUUUCCUCUUCUAAAUAAAGUUGGUGUAAACAGCACUGUUACAACCACAGCCGGAAAUGUCAUUUCUGUCAUAGGAAGUGCUGAAACAACGGGGAAAAUGGUUCCAAGUACAAACGGAAUUUCAAAUGCAGAAAGCAGUGUUCCCCAGCUAAUCCCACGUAGUGCUGACAGCUCACUCAGAGCUCUGGAGACUGUGAAGAAAGUGGGGAAGGUUGGCACUAACGGCCAGAAUGCCGCCGGGCCUUCUGCAGAGUCUGGGACUGAAAAUAAAAUUGGUUCUCCACCCAAGACGCCUGUAAGUAAUGUAGUGGCUACCUCAGCUGGGCCCUCUUCUGUUGGAACAGAGCUAAAUUCUGUGCCUCCAAAAUCCAGCCCAUUUAUAACUAGAGUACCAGUAUAUCCUCAGCAUUCUGAAAACAUUCAGUAUUUUCAAGAUCCGAGGACUCAGAUACCCUUUGAAGUCCCACAGUACCCACAGACAGGCUACUACCCACCUCCGCCAACAGUACCAGCUGGUGUGGCUCCCUGUGUUCCUCGCUUUGUGAGGUCCAAUAAUGUUCCAGAGUCCUCCCUCCCACCUGCCUCCAUGCCGUAUGCUGAUCAUUACAGCACAUUUUCCCCCCGAGAUCGAAUGAAUUCUUCUCCUUACCAACCUCCUCCUCCUCAGCCGUAUGGACCCGUUCCUCCAGUCCCUUCUGGGAUGUAUGCUCCAGUAUAUGAUAGCAGGCGCAUCUGGCGCCCCCCUUUGUACCGAGAUGACAUUAUCAGAAGCAAUUCUUUACCUCCAAUGGAUGUGAUGCACUCAUCUGUCUACCAGACAUCUUUGCGGGAAAGAUACAACUCAUUAGAUGGGUAUUAUUCAAUGGCUUGUCAGCCACCCAGUGAGCCAAGGACAACUGUGCCUUUACCAAGGGAACCCUGUGGUCAUAUGAAGACCAGUUGCGAGGAGCAGAUAAGAAGAAAGCCAGAGCAGUGGGCACAGUACCACACUCAGAAAGCACCUCUUGUCUCUUCAACUCUGCCUGUUGCCACACAGUCACCAACACCUCCUUCUCCUCUGUUCAGUGUAGACUUCCGCGCUGAUUUCUCUGAAAGUGUGAGUGGCACAAAAUUUGAAGAAGAUCGUCUUUCCCACUAUUCUCCUUGGUCUUGUGGCACCAUAGGCUCCUGUAUAAAUGCCAUCGAUUCGGAGCCCAGAGAUGUAAUUGCUAAUUCGAAUGCUGUGUUGAUGGACCUGGACAGUGGAGAUGUCAAGAGAAGAGUGCACUUAUUUGAAACUCAGAGAAGGACGAAAGAAGAAGACCCGAUAAUUCCUUUCAGUGAUGGGCCUAUCAUCUCAAAAUGGGGUGCAAUUUCCCGAUCGUCCCGUACAGGGUAUCACACUACAGAUCCUGUCCAAGCCACUGCUUCCCAAGGAAGUGCAACUAAGCCAAUCAGUGUCUCAGAUUAUGUCCCUUAUGUCAAUGCUGUUGAUUCGAGGUGGAGUUCUUAUGGUAAUGAGGCCACAUCUUCAGCACACUAUAUCGAACGGGACAGGUUCAUUGUUACGGAUUUAUCUGGUCAUAGAAAGCAUUCCAGUACUGGAGACCUUUUGAGCAUUGAACUUCAGCAGGCCAAGAGUAACUCUCUGCUUCUUCAGAGGGAGGCCAACGCCCUGGCCAUGCAGCAGAAGUGGAACUCCCUGGAUGAAGGCCGCCACCUUACCUUAAAUCUUCUAAGCAAGGAAAUUGAACUGAGAAAUGGAGAGAGUGAUUAUGCAGAAGAUACAACUGAUACUAAACCUGAUCGGGACAUUGAGUUAGAGCUGUCAGCACUUGAUACUGAUGAGCCUGAUGGUCAAGGGGAACAGAUUGAAGAGAUUCUAGACCUGCAGCUUGGUAUCAGUUCUCAGAGUGAUCAGUUGAUGAAUGGAACAGCAGUGGAAAAUGGGCACACUGUCCAGCAGCGCCAGAAGGAACCCCUGGAGCAGAGGAGACAGAGCUUAGGUGAAGAGCAUGUCAUUCUGGAGGAGCAAAAAGCGGUUAUGCCGGUAACUUCUUGCUUUAGCCAGCCUCUUCCGGUGUCCAUUAGCAAUGCAAGUUGCCUCCCCGUCACAGCUGUCAGUGUUGGCAACCUCAUACUGAAAACUCAUGUUAUGUCUGAAGAGAAAAACGACUUUUUAAAACCUGUUGCAAAUGGGAAGAUGGUAAACAGCUGAAAGGAGGCUCAUCUUUCAGAUUUGUGACCAUACCAUGGAGGCAUUUACACUAGCUUUUUAUAUAUAUAAUAUAUAUUAUAUAAUGUAUAUUUUUUUUAAAAAAAAGAUAUUAUGGGGGGCAUCCAUUUCCUGUGGACUCUUUGAUACUUCAAGCCCUCUUGCAUUAGCAUUAUGAAAAAAGUAAGAAAUUUUACUUUAUUAGGGUAACACGUUCACUUUCCAGAAGUGAUUGGAAUUUGGACAUUUAACUUAAGCUUCAAGCAGCUUUUUAUGAGUUUGUAGCAAUCCGGUGCAGUAACUGAGCCAUUUCCUAUUUUAAAUGGCUUCUAUAGAAAAUUAACAACUCAGUUAUUAAACUAGCAGGAUCCUACAAUGAUACAUCUAGUGAAAGUAGACUUAAUUAACUUAUUUAUUUCUAUUUUAUGUUUCACUGAGAAAUUUCCAUCUCAUUCCAGCUGCUUUAUUUAUCUUUUUCAUGGGACUUUGCAUGGAUUUUUUUUUCUUUUCUUUUUACUUCAAAGAGUGAAGUUAGAUGUUCUUACCAUAGAAUUUUACAGGGUUAUAUACUAGCUUUCUUUACUGCAUUAUAUGUAGGAGUGUGGUGCAGUGCUUUUAUCUGUAGUGUUUAAUUUUUUUUUUAAUUUCCCAUUUUUCAAGAAUAGUUUGUGCUUUGUUAAUAUUUAUACACAGGCUACUUGUUGAAGUAAGUAAUUAAAUAUAUAACCAAGUGCCUAAGUCUUUCAGCUGAUGUACUAGAUAUUAAAUUCUCCUAAGUUAUGCAGAAUCGUUUUUACAAUUUUGAUAAAUUAUGCACUAAUGUAAUGGCAGUUUUUUAAAAUGCAGAUUUAAGCCUGUACAUUAUUGAAUCUGAUGACUUGGCAUAAGAAUCAGGUGCUUUCAGCUUUCUUGAGAAAACCCUGUAUGUAGCGUUUGCACUGACUAACAAGAUGGCAUUGCUGGGUUUUUAAUUUAAUUAAUUUGGAUGUUCAUUGCAUUAUCUUGGUUAAAUAUUGUUUAUUGUUACUUCAUGUUGGGGUUUAAUUUUUCUUGUUUUCUGUUAGGUUGAAAAGACUAUGAACCAUGUGAUAAGAUAACAUUGGCUAACCUUUAUUCAUUCUUAAAAACAUGAAUAAUUUAUGCCCUGCUAAAAUGUGACUGGAAAGGGUUUUGACUUGGCACCUGAAAGUGUGCAGUAUGUUCAUCCAGCCACGCUUCAAAUUUGUGGGAGGUAUUUUUUGAAACCUAAAUUUCAGUCAGCAUUUGAAAACUAAAACUGGGCAUUCCUUCUGGUGAUCUUACCUAGUUUGUCUCUUCGUUUUUUCCGUUUCUUUAAGAUUAGUUUGCCUUUUAUUAUUAUUUUUUUAAUUAACUUCUGUGAAGUUGUUUACUCUGAAAAUUGUACUGGAAUAUUUUAAGCCAAGCUGAUCUUUCACCAGGUGUACUGUAUGUAAGGGCUUUUCCUGCUAGCAAGAUGCUUAAACAGGAUCAUGUUAUUGGUCGUCUGAGCUAUUUAGUUGUUUUACAAAACCACAGCAUUGUAUCAGAUAAGAUUUUGAUAAAAAGUUUUGUGCACAUUUCCAGGGGCGGGGAGGGUUGACAUUUCCCUGAAAUUUCUUGAUCGGAAUGAGUCAAUACUGGUGUUUGAUACCUGUCUUAAGGAACAUGCUCAUAAGGUGACUGAUAACGUUGUAAAUAUGCCUGAGAAACAAAGGGGUAGUUUUGAUAUUCUGGUGUCAGUAUGGAAGAUCUUACACAUUUAUUUGAUUCUCAGAUGUAUGAAGAUGUUUCUUUGUAGCAUCUCUGCACAGUAGCCUUGACUUAUCCCCUGUGGUUCCUACUGUCCCUUUCUGCCAUGGCCAGUGCUCCCUCUCCCUACAGACGUUUUAUUUAUUUCACUCCGUAACCUGGAAUGAGUAGGAACGAGAGUUUUAAACCAUGUUACAUUAACUUAUUUCUGACAUUAGAAAUUAGCCUAGGAUAUUACAGGAACAUGAUUGUUAAAUAAUUUAUAUCCAAACCGUUCUAUACAUAUGCGCUUCUUACAUUUGACAUGCUUCCACUGUACUUUAUUUGCUGUUUGUAUUUCCAAAAAGGAUGUGCAAACCAGUGUGUCUGUUUCAUGGAUAUUUAAAUAGUGAGAUCUUCCAUGUUGAAGGUAAUGUAUUUUUUUUUAAGAUUUUAAAAUCGCUAUUUUGUUACAAAAUAGAGACCUAUUAACAGUUUGAGAGCUCCUUAUGUGCCCUCAGGGAAAGAACCCUCUGUGCAACAGAACUACGCAAAACAUCUUCAGCACGUUCUGAGGGUGAAUAUAUACUACAUAAAUUGAUCUUGUGUAUUUAACCUUAUCUUUUAAUUUUAAAAUUGAAAUUUUGAAAUUGGUUGUGCUCUGCUGGAGGGGGUUGGGAUAAACUGCUUAGGUGUUUGCCUACUUGUCCAGUGAAAUUCCAUUUGCAUCACUGUAUAUGUAUAUACCUUCCAACCUUAUUGGUAUGUCUUUGAACAUUUAUAUUAAAAUAAUGCUUGUCUUGCAGCAGGUGAUCCCAUAAAACAGUUAAUUCCCUAUUAAAAAUGUACUCUCUCUCUCUCACUAACAACAUAGGAAUUGUUGGGGGUUUUCCAUAUUGUAUCAUUUAUUUAUGUAGUGGUCAGUUUCUAUUCUCCUGUUGGGUUUAAUUUUAAUGGGAGUAAAGACCCUGGUGCUCUGCCACUUUGGAAGAAAGCAUUUGUCCGGUCCUUCUUCUCAUAAUGGUGUUUACUGUUACUCUAGAGGGAAAAAAAUCCAAACAGACAUAGGAAUUUUUUUUUUUAAUUGGGGAUAUUCUCUAUCAUUUCACCAUUUUACCAACAUACUGUGAUAUACACAAUAUUUUAAAAUCAGUAUAUGAAGUGAACAGAGAGGAAGUUUGUAGUGUUGUUAACGAAACUGCAUGUUUUGUCUGUGAUCUAAUUAGGAAAACACGGAGGUCAGGAAGGUGAGAAUAUGGUGGGUAUUUUUUUCCUUCCCACUUUUUGUUAUUUUUAGUUUCUAGGUCCCAUUCUGAAGUUCGUGUGCCUCACUCAGAAUGAAUAUACCAUCCAUAGUUCUGUUUUUUGAGUCUCUGUUUAUUUUGUUUCAUAAAUUCUGAGAAAGUUCCACAUAUAGCUCAUUUAGUUGGUACGUGAAAAAGCAUAUUUCCAUGUCUUUGCUUCUGUGACUUACUUUCAAUGCCAUCUGAUAAAUCACUGUCAAGCAUGAAAGUUGUGCAUUGUACUUUGCCAGAGAAGGUAGUUCAUUGGACCUGUGGCAUUCGUUUUUAUCCUAUUAGCUGUUUACCACACACAAGAGAAUAAUAAAAGAAAUUUCUUUCUACUAGAACCGAAAUUUUCCACUUGUGUAGAUCUGAUCACUUUCUCUCAAAUUUCAAGUUGAUGCUAAAAGCACAUCCCAAAUUAAUAAGCUGCCUUGAGAAGUUACAGGAUGCACUUCAAUUUGUAGGGCUCUAAAAUGGAAACAUUUUAAAUAUUUGAAAACAUUGCUUUAAAGACCAUCUUACCAUACUUUUACGUUUCAGAUGUUAAAGCCCAUGUUGUCAUCUUAACAAGGGUAGAAUUUGUAGUGAUCAAAUUUAGCAUGAGUUAUCAACUUUGAAUCUGAAUAUUUUUUACCUAGCUUCUUUGAGUCAAUUUCUGAGCAUAUUGUCAGUCAAUAUUGGUAACUGAUAAUUACAGGGAAAAGUUGCUUUGCAGCUGAGUGUAAUCAUCAGUGUUGCGGAAGAACUUUUCUUGUGUUGUAGUGAAUGCAGAGUGUUGAUGGGAUCACUUACUGUAAAACCCCUCUGUAAGCAGAACCAAAUUAACAUGCUCAAGGAGUAUCCCAUUUUCUGGAUAAAUUGAAUAAAUAUGCUGGUUCUCCCUUUAUACUAGCAUUUUUGUAUCCCUUUGCUGGCAAGGGAAUACGAAUGAAAUCUUACUUUUACUCCAAGAGCAAGUCAUUUCCCCUAAGGCAGAAAUUGGCAGGUGUUUUUUUUUUUUCUUUAAUAAAAAAAAAAAUUCAAGCCUCAAACCAGUGGAACACAGACACUGGCUGCACUUAGUACUGCCAAAAACCAAGGUCAUUUGCAUAUAUUUUCAUCAAUCUGUCAAGAAUUAGGCCUCAGUCUAUAACCCAAGGCAUGGAAGUGCAUGCAUUCUCUUAGCUGGGCAAACAAUUAUACUGUAGUUGUGAUACAACACAUGUGGCUUUUAUUUGUACUGCACAUAUCCACUGUACAGCCACUUGGGAGUAUCGUGGUUAAUUAGCUUGCAGCAACUGCUGUCUGCAUUUAUACUGUUAAUUGCAUAUUCUUUUCCCUGGAAGUGAAAGAGAAAUGUUCUCCUUGUUGCAUUGAUUACAUUUAUAAAUUUGCUUAGCUGGAAAGUUUGGGAAAAGAGGCCUGUUUGUCAAUUGUACAACCGAUUGUGAAGCUCUAGUGUGAAUAUUUUUACGUCUGUAUUAGACAUUUUCUUUGCAAAUCUAUUGUUCGAUUGAAAUGUAAAUGAAAUUAAAGAUGGUGUACACCCAUCAUGUAAAAAGCAGGCACCAUCUCUAAGAUGGAUUUAAUGCUCAUUUUUAAGGCAUAUACUCAGCUUCUAUUUAAAACUAUAAUUUAAAAUAAUUCUGUACAAUGAAAUGGGGGUUAUAUAUGGGAAUAAAUUCUAUUCCACUUAUUUCAAUUUGAAUUUCCAAAUUGUAAUGUUUCCCUUUGUGCUAUAGGAAUAGGAUUAAAUGGGGGAAGGCUAGGAUUUAUAAGGCCUGUAUAUGGGGGGAGGGUGGAGAUGGACAAUGAGGGUUGUGAUGAUAGUGAAUAGCGAAGAGUGAAUUCUGUGUGUUUUUGCUGUAGCGCUGAAGUGAAGAGAUAAUUAGCUUUGGCUGUUCACAGAAUAGAGCAUCAUGAUUUUCAGUGUUUGAGAGAAAAUUGAUGGAAAAAGUUUGCAGUACUUGACAUGUAUUUGCAUGCACAAAAUAAAAUUAUUUGUCCACCUUAAAAGUUGUUUGUUUAGUGUUAAUAUUAAGCUUAUGGUACAUUUUAGUUAUCUUGUUUUCCUUGGUAUAAUUUUUUGGCUUAACUAAGCUAUCAGGAUACUCCUUAGGUUGAGAUUUAACUUACCACCUGCCUUCUAUAUAUACCGCUGGGAAGGAUCUAAAAGAAAUGAAAAGACCACAGAGAUUAAUAUAUGUCUUAACUUGACCAAUCACUUAGUACAGUAUGGAGUGGUGGUUUUCAAUCUUUUUGCACCUGCGCAUUGGCAGUUGGAAACCACUGAUACAGAGUACUGUGUAUGUCGGGAAUGUGGAGUAGAUAUUAGCAGCUCAUUGUCUAGUGGAGAGUACAGGACAAGUGCACAAAUAGCCAUGAUAAAGCAGUGUAAUUACAGAAGUGUGAAGACAGUUCUGUGGGACAUCAGGAUAUGAAGAGAGGUAUCUUUGUUAGUCCUUAACAUUAGAGCUCAGCGAAAUUACAAGCCUUUUCUCUAGAAGCUCACAGUGUGGAUAAAGGAAAGACAAAUGAAUAACUAGCUCAUUGAGCUUUGUUCUGCUAUAGGGUGUACUGAAACUCCGAAAGGAAAAUUAUGGGGCAGAUGGUAAGUGUUGAACCAGAUGAGGCAGUCUAGGCUUACUUUGUAGACUGAAUUAUAUUUCACUAGAGAUAUAGAAGAAAAAUACUUGAAAACCUACUCUACCUUCACAACAACCCACUUUGUAUCUGUCCUUCCCUACAGCAACCCACUUUGUAACUUUCCUUCCCUACAGCAAUUAUGAUUGCUGUCUUAUAUUCGAGUUGUGAAAUAAUUUCCCCAAGACUUCUUCCUAGUUAGAAAGUAAUGGUCAGGAUUCUAAUUUUUUUUUUGUCCUCUUUCUACUUCCCAAAGAUGGUGAUGGUGAAUGGAACCUCUUUUAACUACAUAUGUUACAGGGGAAGGAGUGUUUCAUAGACAUAGUUUUGAGUUCUGAGGUCUGUUAUUGAGGAUCUUUUCCCCCCCUUUGUAUUGUCAAUAUUUUACAAAUGAGAAAAAUUGAGUCAGUGACCUUACAGAAUUUGCCCAAGGUCCACAUUAGAUGAGUCAGGUAGCGACUUGUAUGGAGGACAUUGAAUAGCUAGAACAGUUCAGGGUUUUUGAAAGAUUGCUUUGGCAUUCAUGUACAAAAAAUAGAUGAUGUGGAAGAUAGACCUCCCAAGGAAAACAGCCAGCAAUCUAGGUAAGACAUUUAGAAUAAAGCUAAGCAGGAAUAUAGGAAAAGAGAUGGUUCUGAAAAGUAGGUGAGAAUAAUUGACAACAUUUGUUGUAGAGGGAAUAUUAUUAAAGUUGCCUUGGAUCCAGAACCUGUUACUGAGAAUAGACCAAUACAUAUGAAUCAGGUAAUCCUCUGUAUGCCCUAGACUAUUUAGAUCAGGAAGAAAAGGAAAAACCAUGGACCAGGCAAUAGAGAGAAACUGUAAUAGAAAUGAGAUUUCAUCAAGAUUGUAUUUCUUUUAUAGUUAAUGCCUAUCCUAUUAUGCUCAUAACAAAGCCUAUGUCUUUUUUUUUUUUAAAUCAUUGACAUCUCCCAUAUACGGUGAUUCCAAAUUUGUCUAUAACUAGGAUCUUUUAAAAAUCUCAUAACCCAGAUUAUUAUCUCUGGGUGCGGAACCAAGGCAUCAGUACUUUUGAUGCUUCCCAGGUGCUUUUUAAGUUCAGGGGUUGUAGAAAAAUUGAGUGGGAGUCACUGUCAUAAUGAACAAAACUAAGGCUUUGAGUUUGUUUCCACCUACAGUUAUAUCCGUCACAUACUAUCCAUUGUCAAAUGUUCAGGAUUAUAUGGUUUCCAGGACUCAUUCAACAAGUAUGUUUCUAAUAAUCCAUAUACCAGGAAUGGGUUAUAGGAACAAACUUAUCCCUAACUUCACAAGAUUGACAUUAUAGUUGGGGGGAGACAGACAAGAAAUUUUUUAAAUGGUUGAUUUUGGAAUGAGUCAUAGUGAAACCAAGAUGAAUAAAAUACAAGCAGACGAUGCUGGUGUGUAAGGUAGGCGUGGUCUUCUCCAUUUGGAGUUUUAAGAGACCUCUCAUAUUUAACAUGUUCAAAUCUUGAGUUUCGGCUUUUCCCCCUGCUCCCCAAACUGCACCUCCAGUCUACUCCAUUUCGGUUACGCUGCCCUUGGCCGUCAUACACACCUAGUAAUACGUUCAGAACCGACCACCUCUCACCAUGUACGCCAAAGCCACAUCUAGGGGCUCCCCCUGGACACACAACAGCCCUUCACACCCCUGUUCUACUCGGCUGCCAGAGGCAUCCCGUUGAAAUGUUAAGGGGUCAUUUCACUCAUGGGCUCGAAGCCCUCCAAAAAUGGCUUUUCACUGAGAGUGAAUGCCAGUCUUGGAUACUUUCCUCAUUGGACUCUGGUCCCGCCACACUGUUCACUGUAGUGCCCUUCACCGUGCAGCCAUGCUCUCAUAGGAGGGCCUUUACACUUGCUCUUUCCUGUAGAAAGUGUAGGAAGUUUCCUCAUCCCCUCCAGUACUCUGUGACUAGAUCUUUUUCUUCAGGUCUUGACACAAAAGUCAACCUCAGUGAGAAUUAGAUGGAAAGUUAAUGGAGGUGGGGGGGAUGUUACUCCCAUAUAUUUAAUGGGGUGUUAAAUAGAUGUUUAACCCAAGAUAUUGGAUGAGAUCAAUAUAAGGGUUUUUUUAACUUUAUAUUUUGAGAUGACAGAUUAACAGGAAGUUACAAGAAUAUUACAGAGGAUCCUUGUAUCCCUUACCUAGUUUCUCCCCAAUGAUAGCGUUUUAUAUAACUACAGUAUAAUAGCAAAACCUGGAAAUGGAUGGAAGUAACAAUCUACAAUUCAGGUUUCACAGACUGUUGUGUCUGUCUGUAGGUCUAUGCAAUUUUAUCACAUGUGGAUUGGUCACUAUGACCAAGAUAGCAACUGAAAUCAAAAAAGAUAGAACAGAACUGUUCCAUUACCUCAAUGUUUCUUCAUGCUACCCUUAUAUAUUCAAUUCCAUUCCCCUCCCUUACUAAUAUUCCUCCAUUCCUAAUUCCUGGCAACCAUGGAUCUGUUAACAUUAUAAUUUUGUGAUUUUGAGAAUGUUAUUUAUAUAUGAAAUUAUACGGAGUGUAACUUUUUGAGAUUGGCUUUUUCCACUCAGCAUAAUUCCCUUGAGAUUCUUGCAAUUUGCUGCAUGUAUUAAUAGUUUGUUCCUUUUUUUUUUAUUGCUGAGUAAUAUACCAUAGUAUGGAUGUAUCCCAUUUUGCUUAAACAUUCAUCCAUUGAGGAACACUUGAGUUGUUCAGUUUUUUUACUAUUACAAAUAAAGCUGCUAUGAACAUUUGUAUGUA